AACUGCCUCAGUUAUAAGUUUAGCCUAUUAAAAUUUUUCAAAUGUAUACUCUAAUAAUAAUAUAAAAAAAGUAACAAAAACUAUAUAAAGAAAUUGAAUUCACUGGACAAGAGCUAAAGUUCAUGCAUUUAGUCGCGAACCAGCUCGCGUAAUUCGAUUAAACGUAUCGAGCCAAGUAUUAUGGCAAUCACCAAGUGUUUUUUACUCUUAUAAAAAAACUAAGUUAAAAGGAUAACUAAUAUGUUCUCUAGGCGAUCUGCCGUAGAGGCAACGUUUCUUUGGAAUGUCAUUACUAAAAUGCACCCAUACAAGCUGUUAAACAGCGUUAACCCAAGCCGGCAAAGGAUAUACAGAUGCAUGGCCAGCAGCAUAACAGCUCACGGAGACGCCGCCGAUGUGACUGGAACACCGGCCAAGACAGCCAGGAGUCGAAUCGCUGCUGGUGUCAAGACUUUGCCCCAGGUAGAUGAGCCAUUAGAAACGGGCCUCUCACCGAGUCGAUCGCGUGCGUUGCGCAAGAAACGUUUAGCCAUCGACGAGCUAUCUGCAUUGGGCUUCCUCAACACACGUGGCUUCACGACCGCCGACGAAUACAAUUUGGAGGAGCUGCAUGCGGCGCUCAAGCAACAGAAUCUGUACGAAACGAAACGAUUCUUCUCCACCGACAAUCUGGGCGUCGAGCAGAAUGUGCUCUUCGUUACGGCAAAAUAUCCAACAGGAUCGCGUCCACGUGAGAUCUUCUUCUUUCGCGAGGGAUCAGUUGUUUUUUGGAAUUGCAACGACAUCGAGACAAACAAUGUACUCAGCUUUCUGCGCAACUUCGAGCGUGAAUCAUAUGUGAGCACCCUGGUCCAUGGUGAAAGCGAGGUCAUGCCCUACACGUACAUCGCAUCGACGGCUGUUGAUGUUGAAGGCGAUCUGGUGGCCGAGUGCAGCGAUAUGAAUGUGGCCUCGCGUGCCUUCUUCCAGAACGGCAAGUUCUAUGUGACGCAGGACAGUGACAACUUCCUAUACAAAUACACAUUCUCGAAUGCGAUCGCGCAGUCCAUUAAGUUGGGUAUUUGGGAGGCGACACUGGAUCGCUAUAUUGAUUCGAUGGAGUAUCUAACGGAGGAUCUGAAACGUGGUCGACGGCUGCGCAUAUCGCGGGCUUCGAUGCUACGGAAAACAGGCGAAUUGUUUGCAUUGCGGCAUUCCAUAAAUCUCUCCUCGGAUCUACUCGAUGCACCGGACUUCUACUGGGACCGCGAGGAGCUGGAAGUGCUUUACUUGCAGGUGUGCUCGUAUUUUAGCAUCACGCGUCGCACCAAGGUGAUGAACGAGAAGAUCAACCAUUGCGUUGAGCUGGCUGAACUGGUCUCUCACAACUUAAACGACGCACAUCACAUACGGCUAGAAUGGAUGAUCAUUAUUUUGAUUAUGGUUGAAGUGGGAUUCGAGAUAUUGCAUUUUGUUGAGGGUGCCUUCAAUCAGGACCAAACCAUACGUGCCAAUCCUUAUCCCAUUUCCGAAAAUAGUGCAUAAUCUAAGCAUUUCUUUUGUAUUUACAGUCUGU
This is a messenger RNA of Drosophila hydei, 1555 nucleotides long. RefSeq names its product required for meiotic nuclear division protein 1 homolog. The transcript has a single exon. The record is from RefSeq and is a predicted model, not a curated record. Gene Ontology annotation, biological process: positive regulation of mitochondrial translation. The coding region runs from base 241 to 1524 and encodes 427 amino acids. Lineage: Eukaryota; Metazoa; Arthropoda; Insecta; Diptera; Drosophilidae.